AUGACGUCGCCUACGGGUCUCGGCGCAACGAUAAUCGCGGUUUGUGUGUCGCUGACUGUUUUGGCGGGUUUGUUUUUGGGUCUCAGGUUGUAUUGCAAGGUCAUUCGGCGUCGGGGGUUUUGGUGGGAUGAUUAUAUCUUGAUUGCGGCGUGGAUCUGCCUCGUGAUCGGCACUGGUCUCGUCAUCUUCAACGUCACCCUCGGUUUCGGCAAGGACCAGUCAGAGGUUGAUCCAGCUGUCGUACCGACAAUCGCUCUUACUGGAACAAUAUUCGGCAUAUUCGGAGUUCUAUCUGCAGCAUGGAGCAAAACGUCAUUCGCCCUGACACUGAUACGACUGGUUGAUGGCUGGACGAGCUGGUUUCUAUGGUUUCUCAUCAUCGCGACGAACAUCGCCAUGAACUUGGUCAUUGUGUUCUCGUUUGUGAAGUGUACACCCGCCAGAAAGGUCUGGCAUUCAAGUUUGCCUGGAGCGUGUUGGAAUCCUAUGGUUGCAACAUACUAUAAUAUCUUUGCUGGGGCUUUCUCAGGCUUAGUUGACCUUAUACUCUGUGUCAUUGCCUGGACUAUCAUUUGGAAACUCUCUAUGCGGACCCGAGAGAAAAUUGGCGUUGGGAUUGCUUUGACCUUUGGCAUCUUUGCCGCCGCCGCCGCUGCUGCGAAAUGCUACAAAAUGCUUGGCCUCAGCAGUAAGAAUCGAACUCUGGACCGAGUUGGAAUCAUUAUAUGGAGUACUACCGAGUGCGCAGUCACCAUCAUGGCAGCAUCAAUCCCCGUCAUGCGCAUACUUGUGUUGCGUGUCUACCGUCGAACGCCGAAUCAAAUCUCGAAUCGACCGCUACGGACUCUUCGUAUAAUCAGUACUGUAGAUAAGAGAGCCUCGACAAACAACACAAUGCCAAGCUAUAACACAGAAGAAGGUACAAAUAUGCUGACCGAAGACGCCCUACGAGACUUUAGCCUACCGUCACGGAUAGCAUCAGCAAGGCAGAAUGAUAUAGGUCUAUUUGAUGUCAAUAGACAGAGUUAA
Molecule: messenger RNA, 1029 nt
Organism: Fusarium proliferatum ET1
Lineage: Eukaryota; Fungi; Ascomycota; Sordariomycetes; Hypocreales; Nectriaceae
Exons: 5
Coding region: 1-1029 (342 amino acids)
Source: RefSeq, a predicted model, not a curated record